CUUGCCUUCUGCUUCGGUUUUGAGGCAGCCUCUAGUUCUAUGUCGCCCUCCUUUGACCCGGCCCGCAGUCGGCGCCGAGUGACUUAGCCAUUUACGCCCUUUGACUUCGACUUUUCUUUAGCUAAGCGCAAUAAUUUCUUUCUGCUGGCAAUUCGUACGCUUGCUUUCUCGUUUUGUCUUGUCAUCCUGUGCCACACAUACCACAAGCCAAAGUACAGACCGAAAGCAUGGUUCAGCUGGACACUUUCGGCGUGGAGCAAGUAGGUCUUAUAUCCUUGUAAGGAUGGGUAUCAAAAAUGAGCUUGGACGUAAGAUACAACGGUGUCUUUUAGCCCAGCUUCGUAUAUAUACGUCCAGAACUAAGGGAGCUCACUAUUUCACGUACCCUUGACGAUGGAGAUUUUUUUCCCCUUUCUUUACAUGUUACAUGGGACACGUGCUGAGAACUUUUCGUCGGCAGUGGAUGGACGAAUACGAGCCGAUCUGCUCACACGAUCUCGGCGAAACAUGCUGUGAUUCCAUCUCGAUAGAACAGCUUCAGGAGUUGUCUGAUGAUAAGGCAACGCAGAUACUACAGCCCAGCGCAAGGCUUGGCUAUGGCGAGAUACGAGGCUCAAAGGAAUUGCGUGAGAACCUCGCGAGACUCUACUCAACCAAAGUUGGAACUCCUUUGCCGUACGAAAACGUUCUCAUCACGCCUGGCGCCAUCGCUGCAAACCACCUUGUCUUCUACGCACUCGUGGGACCUGGCGACCACGUGAUAUGCCACUACCCAACAUACCAGCAGCUCUACGCCGUACCAGCGUCCCUUGGAGCCGAAGUUUCUCUGUGGAAGGCGUCUUUCGACAAGAAAUGGAUCCCCAGCCUCGACGAACUCAAGUCUCUAAUCAGAGAAAACACCAAGCUUAUCGUUCUCAACAACCCCAAUAAUCCGACUGGUGCUGUGCUCCCAGGUCCACUAUUGAGAGAACUCAUUGACUUUGUGGAACCCAAAGGGAUAACGAUCAUGAGCGACGAGGUAUAUAGGCCUAUUUUCCACGGUAUAUCUCCCGUGUCAAAUGAUUUCCCGCCCUCGAUCCUGUCGCUGGGGUACACCAACACCAUCGCCACCGGGUCCAUGUCAAAAGCGUACAGUCUUGCGGGCAUUCGCACCGGGUGGAUCGCGUCGCGCAACCGGGACAUCGUCGAGAAAAUCGCUGCCACGCGACACUACACCACCAUUUCGGUUUCGUCCAUCUGCGAGCGCGUCGCCGCCUUUGCGCUCUCCCCCUCCACGAUCCACAACUUGCUCUCGCGGAACAUCACUCUGGCGAAGGCAAAUCUGGAGAUCCUGGAGCGCUUUGUAAUAAAGCACGAUGACAUUUGCGAGUGGGUGAAGCCGGUGGCGGGCACCACCGCCUUUUUGAAGUUCCAUAGAGACGGCAAGCCUGUAGACUCGACGGAGAUGUGUAAGAGGAUCGGAAAGGAAUGCAGUGUUGUGUUUGUGCCCGGUGCUUAUGGCUUUGGAGAUGAAUUCAAAGGCUAUGUGAGAGUAGGGUACGUGUGCAAAACGGAAGUUUUGAAGGAAGGUCUGGAAAAGGUGAGGAUUUGGCUACGUAAAGAGUUUGAUGAUUUGGCAUUAGCAGAGUGAGAAGUCCUAUACACUAAAAAUAAACAAAUAAAGAAAUGUUUUGAAAAAAAAAAAA
Messenger RNA from Verruconis gallopava, 1685 nucleotides. RefSeq lists its product as uncharacterized. The transcript has 2 exons. The coding region runs from base 428 to 1630 and encodes 400 amino acids. The record is from RefSeq and is a predicted model, not a curated record. Gene Ontology annotation, biological process: biosynthetic process. Gene Ontology annotation, molecular function: pyridoxal phosphate binding. NCBI's taxonomy places the organism in Eukaryota, Fungi, Ascomycota, Dothideomycetes, Venturiales, Sympoventuriaceae.